Molecule: messenger RNA, 1170 nt
Organism: Morus notabilis
Lineage: Eukaryota; Viridiplantae; Streptophyta; Magnoliopsida; Rosales; Moraceae
Exons: 3
Coding region: 1-1170 (389 amino acids)
Molecular function (GO): nucleic acid binding; RNA-DNA hybrid ribonuclease activity
Source: RefSeq, a predicted model, not a curated record
AUGCUAAUAAACCCAGAGGAUCACAAAAUCACCUUAGCGGUACGAUUCAAAUUUAAGGCGUCCAAUAAUGAAGCAGAGUACGAGGUGCUGGUCGCAGGGUUACAGUUAGCGAGUCAUUUAAAGAUUGAGAGACUCAAAAUUUUUAGUGACUCUCAACUAGUGGUCGGGCAGGUGAAGGAGGAAUAUCAGGCACGGGGAGAAAGAAUGGGGGCCUAUCUGAGGAAGGUAAAGGAAGAGCUUGCAAAGUUCAAAAGCUAUGAGAUACAACAAGUGCCAAGAGCCGAGAAUACAAAUGCCGAUGCCUUGGCCAAACUAGCAUCCUUGAAGGAUUUAGACCUAGUAAGGGUCGUUCCCAUCGAAGAAUUGGAACGGCCGACCAUUGACGAAGCGGUAGAAGUCCUGACUAUUCAGGCAGCUGGAAAUUGGAUGACACCCCUCGUCCGGUACUUGACGAAUGCAGAGCUGCCCAAUGACAGAGACGAAGCCAGAAGGAUCAGGCAAGAGUACUAUUGGCCUACGCUUAAAAAAGACGCGUUUCAAUACGCUCGGUGUUGCGAUAAGUGCCAACGAUAUGCCACAAUUCCUAGAGCACCUCCAGAGAACCUAACUUCUAUUCUUAGCCCAUGGCCUUUUACAAAAUGGGGGAUUGACCUGAUCGGACCUCUACACCUUGCACUCAUAAGCCUUAAGUUCGCUAUCGUCAUUGUGGACUACUACACUAAGUGGGCCGAGGCGAAAGCUCUUACUUCGACUACCGAGGCAGCUUGCACCAGCUUCAUAUGGAACAACAUUGUAUUGGAGGCCAUCAACAAAAUCCUAAAGUAUACCCUGAAGAAGAAGCUCGACAGCCUAAAGGGAAAAUGGGCCGAAGAACUUCUAAAUGUCUUGUGGGCAUACAGAACGACGAGUCGAACCACCACGGACGAAACAUCAUUAUCUAUGGCAUACGGAGUCAAGACUGUACUUAUUGUGGAGAUUGAGAUGCCGACUCUAAGAACGGUCAUGAACAACGAUGACAUAAACAUAGAGGCCAUGAACGGAGAACUCGACCUAUUGGAAGAAAAAAGGCUCGACUCCCAAUUACGACUCGCCGCUUACCAAAGGAGGACAUCCCGAUACUUCGAUAAGAAGGUCAAGCGAAGAAGGUUUGUCCCAGAAAAUCUGACGUAG